This is a messenger RNA of Papaver somniferum (opium poppy), 1210 nucleotides long. Its product is annotated as plant intracellular Ras-group-related LRR protein 7-like. The record is from RefSeq and is a predicted model, not a curated record. The transcript has 10 exons. Gene Ontology annotation, molecular function: protein binding. NCBI's taxonomy places the organism in Eukaryota, Viridiplantae, Streptophyta, Magnoliopsida, Ranunculales, Papaveraceae. The coding region runs from base 69 to 848 and encodes 259 amino acids.
AUUAGAAUUAAAAGUAAACCCCGGUUUUCGGAGUUUGCUGCCUGUUACACAAUCAAUCAAUCAAGAAGAUGGGAUUGUGUAACAGCACGAUUGGAGAUUCAGAAAGGGUCAAUCGGUGGAGAUUAACAGGCAUUGUUGCCCUCAGAGAUUGCAAAUUAAAGAUAUUUCCAAACCAAGUUUUUGAGUUGGAGGCUUCUGUACGAACUCUCGACUUGACAAACAACAAAAUAGAUGACGUUCCAAAGGAAAUCGAUAAAUUAAUUAACAUCCAAAGACUGAUUUUAGCUGAUAAUCAUAUCGAGCGCCUCCCAGUGAAUUUGGGGAAACUCGAGUCUCUAAAAAUGCUUACCCUGGACGGGAAUCGGUUAACCUCCUUGCCGGAUGAAUUGGCAUUUUUGAGAAAGCUUGAGCAACUCUCAGUCUCCCGGAAUCUACUAACAAGCUUGCCUGAAACUAUAGGAAGAUUGCGCUAUUUGAAGUUGUUAAAUAUAUCACAUAACAAGUUAGAGUCUCUACCAGAUUCAAUUGGGGGUUGCUUCUCAUUGGAAGAAUUACAAGCAAAUGACAAUUCUAUUAAACAUCUGCCGCUGUCUAUUUGCAACCUCAACUGCUUAAAGUCACUCUGCAUGGACAAUAACAAUGUUUCUCAGAUACCUCAGAAUUUAUUGAAAGACUGCAAAGCGUUGCAGAGCAUUUCUCUUCAUGGCAAUCCCAUCUCAAUGGAUCAGUAUCAACAGAUGGAAGGAUUCCAAGAUUUUGAAGAAAGGAGGAAAAAAAAGUUCGACAAGCUUAUUGACUCAAAUGUUAUGAUCAGUUCUAAGGGACUUGACGAGGGUAUUGAUUUGUAAAUUGCAUACUUUAAUUCCAAAAAGAAGAAUCUGUAUCUCUAUUGGAUGUGCGUAAUGCAAAAUGGGAAUUGUUUUCCAGAGCUGGGGUUUUUUGUGAAGUUCAACAUUAGCCACCUUCCUAGAAUUGUACAUCGUGCAUUGUUGUUGUAUAUCUGUUGAUUUGGCCCUAUUUAAUGAAAUCUGUAUUUGUAAUUCUUUUGUAAGAAUCAUUCUUCCCCUCCAUAAGUGUAAAAAUGUAAAAAUCAGACUGCGUCACGGCUAUGGUUAUGACAUCUGGAGCCAUAAAAAAUGUAGUAUCAUCAAUAUUCAAUUGUUUGUAAAACGUUUCUGAAAUGUCAAGUUAAAUUUGGGGAGUUCCAGCA